Molecule: messenger RNA, 669 nt
Organism: Acanthosepion pharaonis
Lineage: Eukaryota; Metazoa; Mollusca; Cephalopoda; Sepiida; Sepiidae
Source: the annotation of a GenBank genome assembly
AUGCAAAUCGAGUCUGGCUGUGUCCGCGUCACACCGGAGGCCCAUAUUGGACUGCUUGAAGGAGCUCUCGAAGUUAUUCUGCAUAGGCCUUCUCACGUUCUUUCCAUAAAUUUUCCCUUGAUAUUUACACCAUAUUUUAAUUCAUUCAUUCAUUCUCUCGCUCACUCUUUACUUUUCAUUAAAUUUCUUUCUCUCUCUCUCUCUCUCUCUCUCUCUCUCUCUCUCUCUCUCUCUCUCUCUCUCACUCUCUUGUACCUUCUCUCAUUUUUUUCAUGCUCUCAUUUUUUUUUUUCUUUGUUUUCUUUUUCUUUCUUUUGUCAACAUCAUCGUCUUUUCUUUACUUUCAUUUACGCUUAUUUUCCUACUGUCUCUCAUUUUUUUUUAAAUUCAAUCUCUUUAUACCGUGAUUCCUCAACCACUUUUAGGCAAUCACUGUUCUUUCAUUCACAUUCGUUUCUUGUGCCUUUCAUCCUUCCUAUCGCAUUCAUUUAUUGCUUCUUUUUUUUAAAUUUUUCCACCCACAUCGCAACUGCUUUCAAUCGUCCCGAAACAAAAAAUGUAUGCGCAUGCGUCGCGACGGCAAAAUUGGUUGUGCCCUGUUCAAAGAACGUCUCUCUCUCUCUCUCUCUCUCUCUCUCUCUCUCUCUCUCUCUCUCACUCUCACGCUAA